This is a messenger RNA of Ricinus communis (castor bean), 1279 nucleotides long. RefSeq names its product biotin carboxyl carrier protein of acetyl-CoA carboxylase. The record is from RefSeq and is a predicted model, not a curated record. The transcript is spliced from 9 exons. Bases 252 to 1133 code for a protein of 293 amino acids. Lineage: Eukaryota; Viridiplantae; Streptophyta; Magnoliopsida; Malpighiales; Euphorbiaceae.
UCAGGUUGGCAGUGUUUGAGAAUUUGGCUGCUGUUGGCUGUCUCUCUCUCUCUCUCUCUAUGUUCCCCGUAUGUAUUUGCUUAAAAAGCCACAACCUUUAGCUGUUUCCGAAUGCUCACCACAUACUAACUUACACACCCUUAUACUCAAACCUUGUGCCCUUUUGGAUAUGUUUUAAGAUUGGAUUCUAACUGGGUAUUCCUUAUUCUUCACUCCAUUACUUUUCUUAAUUCUCUUUAGAGGUGCCAACAAUGGCUUCUUGUGGCUUAGGUGCUUCAAAUAUUAGAAUUUCGAAGGUGGAUUUCAGCAUAGCAAGAGUUGGUAAUCUGCAGCAAUGUAAUGGGCGUCCUAAUAGCAUAAAAGCGUGGUUUGGCAGGAGAUCACCACAUUGUGCAGGGGUUGCUGCAUCAUAUGAACCAAAGAAAGCAUUCAGCAUAUGUUGUGGUCAAACAGUCGAAACAGAAUCUGCUACGAAUAGCAUGGAUGAAAAAGAGACUAAAUCAUCAGGCCUGACAAGCCAACUUCUUCCAAAUUCAGCUGAGGUUGAAUCUCUGAUCACAGAAAUAUGCAAUUCAACUUCUAUUGCAGAGUUUGAAUUGAAACUUGAUGGAUUUCGGCUAUAUGUGACAAGGGACUUAACUGAGAAAAGUAAACUUCAACCGCUCUCUGCUUCUGCUUCAGCCCCUGCUCUUUCUCCUCCCCCUGCCCCUGCUGCUGCUCUUGCUUCAGUCAGUACGGAUGCAACUACCGCAGCGCCUGAUCUAAAUGGGUCAGUUUCUUCUACAUCCCGAGCAAUAUCCAAAUCAGGAUCCUUUUCAGGGGGGGUCCAGUCAAUUCUUGAUAGGGCUGCAGAUGAAGGCUUAAUGAUACUGCAGUCUCCAAGGGUGGGCUUUUUUCGAAGAUCUCGAACUAUAAAGGGAAAGCGUGCUCCCCCAUCAUGUAAAGAGAAGCAAAUAGUGAAAGAGGGUCAAGUACUGUGCUACAUUGAACAGCUGGGUGGCGAACUCCCAAUUGAGUCUGAUGUAUCCGGUGAAGUAAUCAAAAUACUACGGGAGGAUGGAGAACCUGUCGGAUAUGGUGAUGCUCUCAUUGCAAUUCUCCCAUCAUUUCCUGGGAUAAAGAAGCUUCAGUAGAUAAUCUAAUUUAUCUUUGCAGUUUAGUGGUAAUCUGUACACAGGGUUGAUACUAGCCAUUGAUAAGUUUUGAAGUUUUGAAGUUUUGACAUUGCUCGGUGAAAGUAAUCCAAUAACAGAACUUUUGUUGGAUUUUGCUGCAAAAA